Molecule: messenger RNA, 1989 nt
Organism: Electrophorus electricus (electric eel)
Lineage: Eukaryota; Metazoa; Chordata; Actinopteri; Gymnotiformes; Gymnotidae
Gene: cdk4
Product: cyclin dependent kinase 4
Biological process (GO): protein phosphorylation; regulation of gene expression; regulation of G2/M transition of mitotic cell cycle
Cellular component (GO): cytoplasm; nucleus; cyclin-dependent protein kinase holoenzyme complex
Molecular function (GO): cyclin-dependent protein serine/threonine kinase activity; cyclin binding; ATP binding
Source: RefSeq, a predicted model, not a curated record
GACAAGACAGGAAGCAUCUAAUUUUCACAAUGAGAGUUCAAAAUAAGGAUAAACAGAAAGUUUGAGAAAAGGUGCUUGAAGACUAAACGAUUAGUUGCAAUUACUGGAAAUAAACAACAAAGAAAUAAAGAAAAACUCAGCUCGACUUUAUGAGGUGCGGAAGGACAGAUGCGAUAUUCUGUUUGUGUGGCAGACAGCAGCUAGGUAUAGCUAUCUAGCUAGUUUGCGUCUCAAAUCGAAAAAGAACAUGGCCAUGACCCAGGAAAGUGGGAUUCAGUAUGAACCAGUGGCUGAGAUAGGAGGGGGUGCAUAUGGCACAGUAUAUAAGGCCAGAGAUAAACAGAGUGGACAGUUUGUAGCUCUGAAGAGUGUGCGUGUGCAGACAGACCAAGAGGGCCUCCCCUUGUCUACUGUGCGAGAGGUGGCCCUGCUAAGAAGGUUGGAACAGUUUGACCACCCAAAUAUUGUGAAACUCAUGGAUGUGUGUGCCACAUUAAGAACAGACCAGGAGACUAAAGUUACUCUGGUAUUUGAACAUGUGGAUCAGGACCUCAAGACGUAUCUCGAGAAGGCUCCACCCCCAGGACUGCCUGUUAGCCGAAUUAAGGACUUGAUGCGGCAGUUACUCUGUGGUCUGUCAUUUCUGCACUCCCAUCGAGUGCUCCACCGAGACCUGAAGCCAGAGAACAUCCUGGUCACUAGCAGGGGUCAGGUGAAACUCGCUGAUUUUGGCUUGGCUCGCAUAUACAGCUGCCACAUGGCACUCACACCGGUGGUAGUAACUUUGUGGUACCGUUCCCCUGAGGUCUUGCUCCAGUCAACCUAUGCCACUCCUGUAGACAUUUGGAGCACAGGCUGUAUCUUUGCAGAGAUGUUCAGAUGCAAGCCUCUGUUCUGUGGAGAAUCAGAAGUGGACCAACUGACAAAGAUUUUUUCUGUUAUUGGCCUGCCAAGUGAAGACGAGUGGCCAACAGAUGUUACACUUUCCCGUCAAAACUUUUGCCCUCAAAGCCCCCAACCAAUCACAGACAGCGUUCCUGAAAUUAGUGAGGAGGGAGCAGACCUUUUGUUGAAAAUGCUAACGUUCGACCCCUUAAGAAGAAUCUCAGCCCUAAGUGCGCAGGAGCAUCGUUUCUUUUCGGAUCAACCUGAUAAUUCCUAGAAAAGAGUGGCUAAAGCCUCUCUACUCUUGUUAAAGUAACAUGCUUGUGGCAUUAUAAAGCAUUAAUGAGUUUACAGCCUGAUUUGCUGCCAUGUACAGAGGACAAAAGUUUCAUGGUGACCAAAACUGACUUGUAAGAUGGAUUGUUUUGUUUGUGGAACAUUUUAAUUUUACUUUUAAGUUGAUGCAGAAACAUUUGCUAAUUACAGUUUUUAAAUUUUAUUUGUAACGGUAAAGUGCUAAUGUGAUUUGGCAGUCAGGAUGUCCUCAUUUGCAGUUUACUGAACUCUGCGUUAGAAAUACUCAUAUCCUCAGUCAAGUUUCUGUACUGAUAAAGGUUUCCCAAAAUAUUAUGCAAAUCUAACACUGAGCUUUUAACUGUCUAAAAUCAUUAUUUUCAUUAUGUAUUUUAGAUUAUUUCUAUUUUUAUAAACAUAGAAUUGACUAAUAGGUCAUAAAGCAUUUAAAUUGGAGUAUAUUUCACUUUGUAAUGCUAAUCAAUAUGAUUUUCCCCCGUCUGUUUAAAGGGAGUUCAGGACAUGUGCCAUUACACUUGUUCACAUGUGUUUGCACUGUGAUGUCACUACAUUCCACAGUAAACAUUCAAUAGGUAGUUGUCUGGGACAAACCAUUUAUCAGAAUACCAAUGUAUUACACUUAAAAUGGUUACAGUGAGCAUGGACAAAUGAUAGUAAAAAUUAGUGUUUCAAGAUACGUAUUGGUAUACCCUGGUGUUUUUUAAUUGCGGUUUUGUCAGUAAUUGUAUUUUGUGAUACCAUUUUAAGUGUGUGCUCACAUUUAGGUCAGUAAAAGUGGUGUAUGCGGAA